AUGCCUCCGACGCUCCGUGAGGUGCCGGACCUCCUCCAAGUCGUGGAGCCCGACGGGAAGGAGAGCGGAUUCGACCUUUUGAACCGGGAGCUCGAAGACCUGGCUCAAGAGAUGUCCGAUUUAGGGAUCGAAACGGACUCCGAUGAGCGUGAGGAAGACGACGACGACGACGACGACGCGACCGUGCUGACCGAGGACGAGUCUCAUUACAUCACCACGCACGCCAUCCGGCUCUCGGAGCUGUCUGACGGUCACGACGGCGACUCGGACCCGGGAGCCGGCUCCUCCUCCUCGUCCACGUGGGAUGUGGAGGACGGUCACCAGGUGUUCUCCUUCUUUGUGGAUUACGCCUCGUUCGAGUCCAAUGGAGUGCUGAUGAUGACGAGGGGGGGGGGCGCGGCGGGCAGCGGUCUGCGCGAAAGCGAUCCGUCAUUGCCGUUUGGCGCUCGUGGCGACGAUGGCGGACGGGUCCAAAUGUCAAUCAAAACCACCUCCCAGGCUAUAAAUGACCCCAUCCAAGAAAAUACUGUUUAUCAUGCCAAAGACGCCAGCGAUACGUGCCCCUCGGCGGCGGGGGGAGUGGACGGGAACAUCGAGGAGCUGCGUGAUAGGGCGAAGGUUGUCAUUCCCGCACCGGGCGGCAAAUUGCAAGCGCAGGAAAGCCCCGAGUAUUCCAGUUGUGCUUCCAGUGAGCUGGACGACACUGACAAGGAGGUACGCAACCUGACGGCCAGAGCCUUCAAGAGCCUUGCUUAUCCGUACUUGGAUGCCAUCAACUUCAGCACCUCCAGCGAGUCCUCUACAUCUGAACACGGGAUCAAUAGGUGGUCCACGUUUGUUGACCUCAAGUACUCCAACGUGAGCCAGAGUCUUGUUUCCCAGCCAACAGCUGAGCUGGAAAGCGAUUUUUCUCAGCAGCUGAAUGGGGAUGCAGCUCCCCACAGUGCCUCGUCUACUAAGAAAAUAGAACUUAUGGGGAAGUUUGGUCAGGGAGUGAUACGGCUCACAGAGACCCUGAAUUUUCGCUGCAACGUCAAAUCGGGAAUGUCCGCGGGAGAAAGGAGCGCUAGCGUUGCUCCAAACCCCACAGGAGCGGGAUCACAUUCCAUGGAUGAGGUUACCGUCAACAGUUUGCCGGGCAGCAGGGGGAGAGGGGCCACUGCUCAGUCGAAAAGCAUGGAGGGCGCCCACAAGAAAGCCGUCUUCGCGUCCAGCGUGAUUCAAAAUGUGCUUUCCAAAAAGAUGCAGUUUGAGCAGGAGCGCCGGAUGGAAAGGGGGGAGGUGGAGGAAACCCACCGCAAGGGUGGCUGCCGCCGGAGCAAGGCGCUGCAAAGACAGAGCUCCAAACUCUCCGAGAGCAACUCCGACAGCGCGGACGACUUGGCCGACAUUGUGGCUUGCGGCUCGAGAUGGGACUCUCGGGCGCAAGAGACGCCGGGUAAAGCAAUGGAUGCUAAAAGGGGCGCAAUGGAAGUGUCCAGAGGGCCUUUGCUUCGCAGCCAAAAUAGCGCCUUCAGAUGCUGGAGGAAUGAGGAGCUAGAGUUUCCACAGGAUCAUAAAAACCAUAAAACCCCAGAAGAGACGGCACCUCCACAGGGAAUGGGGGAUGAGUACUCGGCCAGCGGUGGCAAGCUGACUAAAAUGUCACAUUUGUUUGUGCCAAACAUCCAACGUGUGGCCAGUGGCGGGGAGGUGCACAGGGAGCUCCAGCCCGGAUCUGACCACACUUUCUACAUCGCGGACUCAAAAGGUGUCGCCGCGUCCAAAUCUCCGGAAAUCAAAAUUCAUCUCCAGAGCUGUAACGCAGCCAGUUUGACCAAAACCGAUGACUCGAAAGGCAAGGAGGCCCGGGCUGCGUCUUUGAAGGGCGAUUCCUCGGAUAAACCGCCGCAUUUUAUGGUUCGAGGCAUUCGGGAUGGUAAAGGGAAGCUGCAGACCCCCAUCCACCAAGUGAGGGAUGUGCGUAAAUUGGUGAAAAGCUCCUAUCACUUUGUUUCAUUGGAUCCCAAAUCCAAUUUUGCCACCGCCGACAGCCGCCAAGACUGUCAACAUCCUACAUCGGCCUCCCCCGUUGUGAUAAAAUGCCAGUCGGUGAAUACAAACAGCAGCAAAUGCGGUCUACCUCAGGAUGCAUCGUCUCCAGAAGGAGCUAAAGGUUCGGCGAUGCAAAGAGCGUCCCAGGGGAUCUUAGAUCAUCUUCCGGAGGAGAUGAGUUCAGGAAUCGAGAGCAAAGUGCUUUCAAAGAAAGACGUUACAGAGAAGCAACCAAUGUCGAACCAGGUGGCUUUGGAGAAGCUUCAGGCAGCGGUGAAAACGAUGGAGCAGCUUUACGUGUUUGACAAAAAUGAAUGGAAAAGGAAAAACGAGACACGGCCCCUGAUGGACAGCCAUGUGCUCUCGCUGAUUGCAAGUGAGGAGAACAGUGAGGAGGAAGCACUCAGGGCCUCCGUUGUGGAGGAACUUGCAGGAAGAGAUUCAUACCCUCGUUUGAACGAGACUCCACCAGCUGCGGCAGCUGAGAACUGGCUAAGGACUGGGGGAGACCAUGACGAGCGUCUCAAAGCCAGGUUGGCAGCAGCUCCUGUUGGUUUCAGCGUGGGUGUCGCCGCGAAGGCUCUGCAGCCAAACAACGCUGCGCCGGCAUCUUACAACAGCAAAACAUUUGCCCCCAAGUCUCCUAAAUUACCCAUGCCCUUAAAAGUCUUCCAACCAAAGACGAGCGGCGAGUCGAAAGAAAUUCUGGCCGCCGAGCAGAACUACCUCACCAUUCCGGUUAAGUCUCACGCCAACAGCGGUAAAGAGGGCUUGGCGGUGUUUUCCAGCCAGUCCCGCCCAACCAGUCUUCCCUUGCAUAUCCCUGCGCCAGGUAGUAAGGGUCAGGAAGAGCAGGCCCAGAGAAGCUCCGGAGCUGCGACCAUUUAUCACUCCGUGCCUUUGGGUAUGUCCGCAAAUCAGCCACAGGUGUACUGUUUCUCCCCUGCGAUACCCCCCGCACCUGUGCUAGACCCUUUCCAGGCCACACAGAGGAAGAUGCUCCUGGAUCCCACCAGUGGGAGCUACUACCUGGUGGACACCCCGGCUCAACCCUCCACGCGACGCCUCUUCGACCCCGAAACGGGCCACUACGUGCAGGUACCCGUGCCCCUACCUCCCGUGACCCCUGUUCCCAUGCCAAUCUCCCCGAUGGCCUUGGGUUCUGCCGCAUACGGACACACCUACAUGAUCUACCCCGGUUUUGUGACGUCGCCCCCUGUGAUUUCGACCCGGACGCUAGUUCAGCCGCAAGUGCUGGUGGAGAGCAGCGAGAAAGCGCUGCCCCACCAGUCCGAGGGCCUGUACGUGGAAACGCCCUUCUACAUGACCACCGGGAAGGCCGCGCCGGGGACCCCCAAUGUGCUCAGCAUCGCCAGACCGCAGCAGGGUUUUCCCAGUGGCGAGCGGCCGGUCUUCGGCGUCACGUCGCAGCAGGGCCCUCGGAUUAUUGCGCCACCUUCGUUUGACGGGACGACCGUGAGCUUCGUGGUUGAGCACGGGUGAAAAGUAGCAGGUUGGAAGACGAGCGUGGCCACGAUGUAGCGCUUCUGGAUUGGACUGCUUGGCUU
Molecule: messenger RNA, 3602 nt
Organism: Phycodurus eques (leafy seadragon)
Lineage: Eukaryota; Metazoa; Chordata; Actinopteri; Syngnathiformes; Syngnathidae
Gene: c23h4orf54
Product: chromosome 23 C4orf54 homolog
Source: RefSeq, a predicted model, not a curated record